UUUUCUUCCACUUGAACGACCAAGUAGUUUUUCAGGGCGCAUUCCCCGGCAGCAAUGUGGAGGGAAAGGGCGAGCACGUCCAGCUGAACAUAUUUUUUUUCUCCUCUUUUUAUACUUUUGCAUCGGCUUUGUUUUUUGUAACCAUUAUUGUUAAAUUCCUCUUUUUAUACACAUCCCGAGUUUCUAAACUUUGUCAGCGAAUCGUCGCCUUCUGUGUGAGGAAAAGAGGGCGAGUUAGAAGUGGAGGAAAAAACUGCAGCCAGACCGUCUCGUGUUUUUUUUUCUCCUCCUUCUUCUUUUUUCUCUCUCUCUCUGACUCCAGCCAUUGUUUUUUUUUUUUCUUUUUUUUUCCUCACACAUGGAUUAUUAGGAGAUGAAAUCGGACGUGUUCGCUUGCUCGGACUGGUAGUUUAUGUGGUCCCCGGGCUCUGUAGGAGGAGGAGAGACGGUCCCAUUCCUCAGCAGCACAACAAGGAGACGCGCACAGGGGCCACAAGUUGUCCACAGGCUGCGAAGGAGGCGAAACUUUGCCAAGUUGCUGCGCAUCCGGCCGCUGACGCCAAACAUCCACCAGCGAUAUCUGUUGUGACUGUGUUUUUUAAAAAAACAAACAAACUGUGGAUUAUCUUUUUAUUAUUAUUAUUAUUUUUUUUUUAAACUGCGACGCUCGCCAUGGACCACGAGAUCCCGAUCAGAGGAUGAAAAGGGAGUUCUGAAAACAUGAACACUUUCUUGUAGUUAGUCGAGCCCGAUACUCCACGUUUGGACUACACCGACCUGAUUAGGGAAGAAGGAAAAAAAACUCAAUUCUUCUCGCGAUUGUUGUUGUUGUUUUUUUUUUUGUUUUGGUUGGUUUCUUUCAGUCUUUCUUUCUCUCCUCGUCACUGCGAUCUUGCAAACAUGCCACAGUUGAACGGAGGCGGCGGGGACGAUUUGGGGGCCAACGAUGAGAUGAUCUCUUUUAAAGACGAAGGGGAGCAGGAGGAAAAGAUAUCCGAGAACGUAUCGGCGGAAAGGGAUUUGGAUGAUGUGAAAUCCUCCCUGGUGAACGAGUCGGAGAGCUCAUCAGACUCGGAGCAGGCGGAGAGGCGCCCCCAAACCAGACCCGACACAGAAAGUUACGAGAAAGCGAGGGACUACUUCAGUGAAGCGCUCAGAAGGCAGCAAGAUGGUGGCUUUUUUAAGAGCCCUCACUAUCCUGGCUACCCGUUCCUCAUGAUCCCAGACCUCACCAACCCGUACCUAUCCAACGGUUCACUGUCCCCGAGUGCGAGAACAUACCUGCAGAUGAAAUGGCCUCUUUUGGACGUCCCUGGAUCUGCAGGACUAAAAGACUCCCGCUCACCAACACCGGGACAUUUAUCCAACAAAGUUCCCGUGGUGCAGCACGCCCACCACGUCCACCCGCUGACGCCCCUCAUCACCUACAGCAAUGAACACUUCUCCCCCGGCACGCCGCCGUCACACCUCUCCCCAGAGAUCCUCGACCCAAAGACAGGUAUUCCUCGGACACCUCACCCAUCAGAGCUCUCUCCAUACUACCCCCUGUCUCCCGGGGCUGUUGGUUCCAUCGCACACCCCCUGGGCUGGCUCAUGCAACAGCAGGGCCAGCCCAUGUACUCCAUCCCUCCGGGGGGAUUCCGUCAUCCCUAUCCGGCGCUAGCAAUGAAUGCAUCCAUGUCCAGCUUGGUGUCGAGCCGCUUCUCCCCUCACAUGGUGACUCCGCCGCCGCACAGCCUCCACCAGACCGGCAUCCCCCACCCCGCCAUCGUCUCGCCGGCCAUCAAGCAGGAGCCCAGUGGUGACAUGAGUCCCUCAAUGCAUGCCAGGAAGUCCCCGGUCCCUCCGAAGAAAGAAGAGGACAAGAGGCCUCAUAUCAAGAAACCUCUGAAUGCUUUCAUGCUGUAUAUGAAGGAGAUGAGAGCCAAAGUAGUGGCAGAGUGCACUCUGAAGGAGAGCGCUGCCAUCAACCAGAUCCUUGGAAGACGGUGGCAUUCCCUGUCAAGAGAGGAGCAAGCCAAAUACUACGAGCUGGCCAGAAAAGAGAGGCAACUCCACUCCCAGCUCUAUCCAGGAUGGUCAGCACGAGAUAACUACGGAAAGCGGAAAAAGAGGAAGAGAGACAACAAACCUGACUCAAAACCAGAAGACUUCUCGAUAAGGAGCAAGAAGCAGUGCGUGCAGUACCUGCCCUCGGAGAAGAUGUGUGACAGCCCCGCGUCGUCCCACGGCAGCAUGCUGGACUCGCCAGCCACUCCCUCCGCGGCCUUGGCCUCGCCGGCUGCUCCCGCCGCCACUCACUCGGAGCAGGCCCAGCCGCUGUCGCUCACCACCAAGCCGGAGGGACGCAUGCACCACCACUUCUCCCUCGCCGGGAAGGCUUCUGGAUCCACAUCCUCCUCCUCCUCCUCUUCCUCCUCUUCCUCCUCCUCCUCCCAGCCCAUCUCCAUCCCAAUUGGUACUUCAGGUAGCCAGCCGACCACACCCAUCCUCACCCGGCCAAUCCCCUUCGCCUCCCUGCACCACUCCAUGCUCUCCCCUCCCUCCCCCUUCCAUCAGGCAGCCCUUCACUCCCAUCAUGCCCUGUUCCAGUCACAGCCCCUCUCCCUGGUUACCAAACCAACCGAAUGAAUCCGCUGAGGCAAUUUUCUCCCAUUUAUUGUGCUGUAUAUUGCUUUUCUUUUAAAUAGCUAUUAGAACAACUUUUUUUCUAAAUAAUGAAAAGGAAGAAAUGUUAUUGGUCAAUAUUUGACCGUCUCCUUUUCUACAUCUCUCAAAUGAAAAACAAAAUGUAUUUUUUGUAAAGUUUACUGCAGAACUGGUUUCUUUUUUUUUUUUGAUGCAUUUAUCCAAUGAACCUCUUGUAUAAAAGAACCAAUGUACAUAAAGUUUCUUUAUAAAAACAAAAAAGAAACAAAAACACGUUUUCUUUUUAGCCAAAACCUGAUUAAUGUUAGUAUUAAGUUUAAGUCAUAGUACUGGCCAAUAAUUGCAGCCCCCUUUUCAAUUCACGAGUGUGUGCCCCUUCUUUGACAUGUUAAAUAAACAUUUGAAAUUG
Molecule: messenger RNA, 3058 nt
Organism: Acanthopagrus latus (yellowfin seabream)
Lineage: Eukaryota; Metazoa; Chordata; Actinopteri; Spariformes; Sparidae
Gene: tcf7l1b
Product: transcription factor 7 like 1b
Exons: 12
Coding region: 901-2631 (576 amino acids)
Biological process (GO): canonical Wnt signaling pathway; generation of neurons; regulation of transcription by RNA polymerase II
Cellular component (GO): beta-catenin-TCF complex
Molecular function (GO): DNA-binding transcription factor activity, RNA polymerase II-specific; RNA polymerase II cis-regulatory region sequence-specific DNA binding
Source: RefSeq, a predicted model, not a curated record